This is a messenger RNA of Lentinula edodes (shiitake mushroom), 735 nucleotides long. RefSeq lists its product as uncharacterized. The record is from RefSeq and is a predicted model, not a curated record. Bases 1 to 735 code for a protein of 244 amino acids. Gene Ontology annotation, biological process: tRNA 5'-leader removal. Gene Ontology annotation, molecular function: nucleic acid binding. The transcript is spliced from 2 exons. Gene Ontology annotation, cellular component: nucleolar ribonuclease P complex; ribonuclease MRP complex. Lineage: Eukaryota; Fungi; Basidiomycota; Agaricomycetes; Agaricales; Omphalotaceae.
AUGAGCACAGCCAAAAACACAAGGAAACGGCCCCGUAACUCGUCUCCGGCCGCUGGAAUCCGCAAGAAGCUAAAGCUCAGCUCUGCAGAUGGUCCCAUAUCUGUAAAUGUCACGUCAACUUCCGAAACUUUAGCAAACAAUGUUCAUCAUGAAGUACUGUCGCGUUUACCUGAAUCGACAGUGAAAGUCAAACCAAAACAACGUAUCAAUAAACUCACUCCUGCUCGACCAUUCCCCUCGGUUCCGACCUCUGUCUCUGCCUCCGGUCCGCGCUCAGCUCACGCAGAGGGUAAAAAUCUCAUAUGCAUCACGCGUAAGACUUCGUUGAGCACGUACAUGCGAAGAUGCAAGAAUAUAAUUAUCAAGGAUGGCUACAAAACAUUGCAUUUCAGCGCGAUGGGAGCCGCAAUCCCACUCCUCCUUCAACUUUCGCUAGCACUUCCACCAAUCCUUCCCUUCUCAUCAGAUGAAAUUCACACAGAAAUCCUCACUGGGACUGUUGAGGUACAGGAUGAGAUCCUUCCGGAAGACGAGGAGGAAGAUAUCACAUAUCAAACUAGAGGAAAGUCCACGCUCAAGGUCACUCUCAAAAUUGGGGACGGUGAAUUUUCUGCUGGUCCCACUCGUAAUUUAAAACGACGACGGCAGGGCAAGGCACGAGAAGGAGCUGGUGAGAAAGGGCCUGAGCUCAUAGUGUAUGGCGAACCCGAGCAAGUGGAUGCGGAAAUGGUUUGA